Molecule: messenger RNA, 759 nt
Organism: Brenthis ino (lesser marbled fritillary)
Lineage: Eukaryota; Metazoa; Arthropoda; Insecta; Lepidoptera; Nymphalidae
Source: the annotation of a GenBank genome assembly
AUGUUGUUGUUAUGUCAGGUGUCUUUAAGGGCGUUUCUGACAACUCAGAGAUAUUGCAGCUUGGAGAGCGAAAUAUAUUUUAAUGCUGCGCAACAAUCGUCGGAAGAAAAUCGACCAGUCAUCUAUCUCGACGAAACAUCUGUACACGCUUCAUAUCCCCUCCAAAAAUGUUGGCAGUCGGUGAAAGAGCCGGGUGUUUUAGCUUCUGAUAGCGUCGGUGCAAGGUGGAUUAUAGCCCAUGCCGGAAGCAAAUCUGGGUUUGUUGAAAAUGGAUUGCUUCUAUUUAAAUCCAAAUCCAAAUCAAACGAUUAUCAUGAUGACAUGAACUCUGUAAACUUUACGCUUUGGAUGAAAGAAAAAAUUGUUCCAUGUUUACCAUUGACUAGCAUUGUAGUGAUGGAUAAUGCGUCAUACCACAGUACGCAAAUUAAUAAGACCCCUACAAUGGGCAAUACAAAAGCAGAACUCAAAGAGUGGCUUAUGAAAAAUGGUAUUGAAGUCGAUGAUUGUUGGACAAAACCGCAAUUAUACGACAUCAUCAAAAGGUACAAAGGAGAGCCACAGUAUGAAGUGAAACAAUUAUUAAAUGAACAUAGACAUAAGGUUCUGCGGUUACCUCCUUACCCCUGCGACCUAAACGCUAUUGAAAAAAAUUGGGCUAUCGUGAAGAGGAGCAUUGCAGAAAAAAAUGUUUCUCAAGCUCUCAAAAAUAGAAGAUACAUAUUACGAUUCAGACAGGCUUUUAGAUAUAGAAAUGGA